UUCAAUCUGAGAUAUAAUCACAGACUGAUUCUUCUUGUGGGACUAGUUUUAUUAGGAUCCUACUAGUUGUCUGGUGAGGAUAUAAUACCAGUCUGUCUCUGAGAUGGAGUCCAGAACUCUUCUACUUGUUCUGGGUCUUGAUUUCAUUCUACUGGUGAACCUAGUGGCCAAAGGUUGUGACCCUGGCUUCAUAGCCAAAGGGAGUCAAAAAUGUGAUGAUAUAGAUGAGUGUAAAGAGUGGGACAGUAACCCACCCUGUGGAAGUAAAGCCACGUGUUACAACACACAGGGGAGCUUCUACUGUCACUGUCUACCUGGGUUCAGAUCCACAACGACUUUAAAGUUUACUCCUCUCACUGGGGAGUGUAACGACCUCAAUGAGUGCCUGAUAACGCAUGUUUGUGGCAACAACACCAUUUGCCUCAACACCAUCGGGAGCUACAACUGCCAAUGCCAACCUGGCUUCAGAGUCUCUACUUACACUGGACGCUGUACAGAUGAGGAUGAGUGUGUGUGGGUUCCCCCGGUGUGUGGCGUGCUGGGGAUAUGCACAAACACACCUGGCCGAUACACCUGCACCUGUCCGCCAGGGCUCAGUAACCACGGCAACAACACUGCCCCCUGCACAGACAUCGAUGAGUGUCUGGAGAAAACACAGAUUUGUGGCAGCAACGCCAGUUGCCUCAACACCAUUGGGAGCUUCCACUGCCAGUGUCAACCUGGGUUCAGAUUCUCUAAUCACACUGUGAAGGACUGAUGGAAAGUCCAAUAUCAAGUUAUCUGAUGAGUUUACCAAUGAUUUUGUCACGUCUGCUCCUGCUCCCCCUCUCUGACGCUCAAGGUUGCCAGGCGGCUCAUCAUUACUCACACCUCUCCCCAUCGUUACGCGCCCCAGCACUUCAUCGGACUCACCUGGUCUCCAUCACGUCAUUGAUUAUCUAUCCUAUAUCUGUCACCCAUCCAGUUCAUUUUACAAAUCUGCAUUGAUGUUGCAUUGUUUCUCCUGUCCAGAAGCUCUUACUGGUUUUUGUGUCUGUUAAUCCAUUAAAUAUUCAUUCCCUGUACUUACUUCUCGUCUCCCAGCGUCUGGCAUCACAGAGCCAUUACAGAUUGUGUACAUUUCCUUUUUAAAGACUUGCUGAGGCAUUUAACAGUUAGUGAGACUGUAGUAAUAUACAGUAUAAAG
Oncorhynchus gorbuscha (pink salmon) is the source of this 1186-nucleotide messenger RNA. RefSeq names its product adhesion G protein-coupled receptor E1-like. Gene Ontology annotation, molecular function: calcium ion binding. Lineage: Eukaryota; Metazoa; Chordata; Actinopteri; Salmoniformes; Salmonidae. Bases 104 to 757 code for a protein of 217 amino acids. The record is from RefSeq and is a predicted model, not a curated record. The transcript has 6 exons.